Molecule: messenger RNA, 1444 nt
Organism: Trichosurus vulpecula (common brushtail)
Lineage: Eukaryota; Metazoa; Chordata; Mammalia; Diprotodontia; Phalangeridae
Product: ribosomal protein S6 kinase beta-2-like
Exons: 1
Coding region: 8-1444 (478 amino acids)
Biological process (GO): signal transduction; protein phosphorylation
Molecular function (GO): protein serine/threonine kinase activity; ATP binding
Source: RefSeq, a predicted model, not a curated record
GGCCACCAUGGCGGCUGUGUUCGAUAUCGACCUGGAGACAGAAGAGGGCAGCGAGGGCGACGGCGAGCCGGAGCUCAGCCCCGCGGAUGUUGAUCUGAAUUUGAGGACAGCAGGUUUGGAGCCCGUGGGGCACUAUGAAGAGGUGGAAUUGUCAGAGACCUGUGUGAACCAUGGACCUGAACGCAUCGGCCCCGACUCUUUCGAGCUCCUCCGAGUCCUGGGCAAAGGAGGCUUUGGCAAGGUAUUCCAGGUCCGGAAGGUACAAGGCACCAACGCGGGGAAAAUAUUUGCCAUGAAAGUGCUGAGAAAAGCGAAAAUUAUGCGCAGCGCUAAGGACAUAGCCCACACAUGGGCUGAACGGAGGAUCCUGGAGGCCGUGAGGCACCCUUUCAUCGUGGAACUGGUGUAUGCCUUCCAGACUGCCGGCAAGCUCUAUCUCAUUCUGGAGUACCUCAGUGGAGGAGAACUCUUCACGCAGCUGGAGCGUGAGGGCAUUUUCAAGGAGGACACCGCCUGCUUCUACCUGGGGGAGAUCACACUGGCCCUGGGCCACCUCCACUCCCAAGGCAUCAUCUACCGGGACCUUAAGCCCGAAAACAUCAUGUUGAGCAGCCAAGGCCACAUCAAGUUGACAGAUUUCGGCCUGUGUAAGGAGUCUAUUCACGAGGGUUCGGUCACUUACACUUUCUGUGGCACCAUUGAGUACAUGGCCCCCGAGAUCCUCACAGGCAGUGGCCACAACCGGGCAGUGGACUGGUGGAGCCUGGGAGCCCUGAUGUAUGACAUGCUCACAGGAACGCCUCCCUUCACCGCAGAGAAUCGAAAAAAAAUGAUUGACAAGAUCCUCAGGGAGACGCUGGUGCUGCCACGCUACCUCACUCCAGAUGCUCGGGACCUCCUCAAGAAGUUUCUGAAGAGAAACCCUAGUCAGCGACUUGGGGGUGGACCUGGGGAUGCAGCAGAUGUGCAGAAACACCCUUUCUUCCGCCAUAUCAAUUGGGAAGACCUGUUGGCCCGACAAGCAGAACCCCCCUUCCGGCCCUGCUUGCAGUCUGAGGAGGAUGUGAGCCAGUUUGACACACAAUUCACGAAGGAGACGCCUGAGGACAGCCCUGAUGACUCAGCCCUCAGUGAAAGUGCCAACCAGGCUUUCUUGGGCUUCGACUACGUGGCCCCCUCUGUCCUGGAGGGCAUCAAGGAAGGCUCCUCGUUCCAGCCCAAGCUGCGGUCCCCUCAACGCCUCAACAGCAGUCCUCGGACCCCCAUCGGCCCCCUGAAAUUCUCACUCUUCGAAGGGUUCCGACCUAGCACCGACCCAGCAGAGUCCAUGGAGCUACCCCCAUCCCCACCCCCACCUCCACCUCCAGUCAGCUGGGCUCCUCUUCCCAUCCGGAUGCCCACUGGCAAGAAAGCCAAGAAAAGUCGGGGCUGCUCUGGACGCUAG